UUGAAUAACAACAUACAGCUAAAGCAGAGUCCCUCAUGAGUAUAUAAUCAAAGUUAACUGUUUGGCUUUUGACAGCAGCCAUCAUGGGAAAGAUCAUUUUCUAUGAGGACAGAAAUUUUGGAGGCCAUCACUAUGAGUGCAUGAACGACUGCGCCGACCUCCACUCAAUGUUUGACCACUGCCGCUCCAUACGCGUGGAAAGCGGCAUGUUCAUGAUCUACAACCAGCCCGGGUUCACAGGGAACCAGUUCUUCAUGAGAACGGGAGAGUAUUCUGAUUACAUGGGAAUGACUGGAAUGAACGACUGUGUACGGUCAUGUCGCAUGAUUCCUUCGCACAGAGGCAACUUCAUGAUGCAACUGUAUGAGCACUUCGACAUGGAAGGUGAUAUGAUGGAGCUCACGGAAGACUGCUCAAACCUUACAGGUCGCUUCCACAUCACCAACUUCAACUCAUGUAACGUCCUUGAUGGCCACUGGCUGGCCUACGAGCAGCCCAACUACAGGGGGCGCCACUACUACUUAAGGCCUGGUCAGUACAGGAGCUUUACUGAAUGGAAUGGAAUGAACUCCAGGAUUGGCUCCAUUAGACGACUCAUUGAUCAGUAAGGACAGGACAGGGCUCUUCACGAAAUGCCAAUGCAUUGACCUGUUUCACGCGCUUAAUAAAAAGACAUCAGUGCACAAGUGGGUUUAGCUUUGUUCAUUUAAAGGCUGUCUUC
Messenger RNA from Cyprinodon tularosa, 721 nucleotides. Its product is annotated as gamma-crystallin B-like. Lineage: Eukaryota; Metazoa; Chordata; Actinopteri; Cyprinodontiformes; Cyprinodontidae. Gene Ontology annotation, molecular function: structural constituent of eye lens. The coding region runs from base 84 to 608 and encodes 174 amino acids. The record is from RefSeq and is a predicted model, not a curated record. Gene Ontology annotation, biological process: visual perception; lens development in camera-type eye. The transcript has 3 exons.